Eleginops maclovinus (Patagonian blennie) is the source of this 3196-nucleotide messenger RNA. RefSeq names its product sperm associated antigen 1a (gene spag1a). Bases 212 to 1381 code for a protein of 389 amino acids. Gene Ontology annotation, cellular component: cytosol. Gene Ontology annotation, molecular function: protein binding. The transcript is spliced from 8 exons. NCBI's taxonomy places the organism in Eukaryota, Metazoa, Chordata, Actinopteri, Perciformes, Eleginopidae. Gene Ontology annotation, biological process: axonemal dynein complex assembly. The record is from RefSeq and is a predicted model, not a curated record.
GCUCCCCCAUCAGAGCUGUCCUACUGCAGCACUGCAUCGCUGUGGCACUUCCCCCUAUCGGUGACGUCACCUCUGAUACCUCAUCCAGGGGGUGUGUCCAGCAGAAAUCCCCAGCCAGGCUCGGAUGUAGCUGCAGCUCUGCGAGAGAGGGAGAGGCAGAGGCAGGAAGGAGGGAGGAAGAGUUUCAACACACCGCAGAGGGAGUACAGCCAUGGGGAACGCACAGGACAAACCCCCAGGCAGCGGAGGAGGGGGAGGUAGAUCGGAUCAGGCCACAGCAGGGAGCGGGACGAGAAGCCGGAGUGGAGGCAACGCGGAAAAGACCUACAAAGCUCCGGGGAAGGGGGUGGUUAACGGCUCCCAGAGGGAAAACAGCCCUGCUGGUGGACAGCAGGACAACCCUGCAGUGGACACAAGUUAUCUGGACGCCCCUGCUGGAGCCCUACCCCCUCACCUGGCCCGGUUCAAGAACGCAGGGAACCACCUCUUCAAAAAUGGACAGUUUGGUGACGCCUUGGAGAAGUACACACAGGCCAUCGAUGGAUGUACUGAAGCAGGAAUCGAUAGUCCAGAAGACUUGUGUAUCCUCUACUCGAACAGGGCAGCCUGUUUCCUGAAGGAUGGAAACAGCACAGAAUGCAUACAGGAUUGUACCAAGGCUUUGGAGCUGCAACCCUAUUCCUUGAAGCCCCUGCUACGCAGAGCUAUGGCCUAUGAGUCACUGGAGCGCUACAAAAAGGCCUACGUGGAUUAUAAGACGGUCCUGCAGAUAGACACCGGGGUGCAGGCGGCUCAUGACAGCGUCCACAGGAUCACCAAGAUGCUUAUUGAUGAGGAAGGACCCCAGUGGAGAGAGAAUCUUCCAGAGAUUCCCAGCGUCCCUCUGUCCGUCCAGCAGCAACACAGAGACAAACCAGUCAGCGCUGAAGUAGCUCAAGCCCGAGCCGCCAGAGCAGCGCAGGAGGAGGCCACAAAAAAAGAGGCCAGGUUCACUUUACUAAAACGUGAAGGCAACGAUCUGGUGAAGAAAGGAACCUUCGAGAAGGCUCUGGAGAAGUACACUGAAUGUCUUGCUUUAAAACCGGACGAAUGUGCUCUCUACACAAACAGGAGCAUUUGCUUCCUGAAACUGAAUCGUUUUGAAGAGGCCAAACAGGACUGCGACUCCGCGCUGCAGCGGGAGCCGGGCAACAAGAAAGCCUUCUACAGACGAGCGCUGGCUUAUAAGGGUUUACAGGAUUACCUGUCUGCCAGCAGCGAUCUCCAGGAAGUCCUCCAGCUGGACCCCAAUGUCCGGGAGGCUGAGCUGGAGCUGGAGGAGGUGACGGGUCUGCUGAGACAGAGCCUGAUAGAAAGCAGCGCACACACCCCACGGGUUUGAUUUUUGUGGACAAGUCUGGAGGCAGAGGAAGUUAACAGGUUUACUGAACUGAUGCAGUUAUGGAGGAAAAGGACUCUUUAAAGCCAUCGACUGCAGUAAGUAACACCUGUAAAAAUGGAAAUGACUGGCGACGAAUCCUGGGACAACCAGCUUUUCUGUUCUGCACCAUCUGCAAUCUGUGCAAACUGCACCAUAACUCCUGAGUACACAACCUUACAUAACAGGCAGCUUUAUUAAAAAAAGGCUAAAGUCGAGGCACCCUUGACCUGCUUGCACUAUAAAUCAUUCACAUUAUGAUGUAAUGUACUGUUCAUACAGUCAUGUUUUAUGGUGGAGUAGCACGGGGGAAAGUGAGUGUAAUAUGUGUGCCUUAUUGAGAUUUCUUCCGCAGUUUGGUUGAAAUACGCCAAGAUUUGUUCUCUGAUUUGUUUUUAAAGAUAUUGUGUUUGCUUGCAAAAUUGGUUCUCUGAGCUCAUGACGAAAGCACCGUAACUGAUUCAACUCGACUGUGUUGUAUAUGUAGAUAAGCAACUCCCUAAAAGAUUUAAAGAGUGAACAAAAAGUAUUUUCUUGUAUGUAUCCGGCUCUUCCAGCUCUUCCAGCUAUUUCAAGACAUUUGUCGUUGUUUACAUGUACUUUCAGCUGCUAUUUACUAAAGCCAACCUUUCCUCUGAAACAAUAUCUACAGGUGUUAAAACUUUAAUUUAGGAUGGUAAAAUUAUAAUUUCCUACAGUUAGAAUAUCCCCACAGCUCAGUUAAUCAGUUAUUGUUAAUAAUCAUUUGUCACUUCCUUGGUUUAGGUAAUAUUCUGCAACAGCGUUACUUAAUCCUGUACUGUAAAACUUAUUGUGGGUCUCAGGUUUCAUCUUGAAUGUAACCAAGAUGAUGCGUGUUGUGUGAAUAGGUGUACCGUAUUUAUGUUUGGAAAGUUUCUUUAUCAGAGCAUUAUAGUUUUAUUAAUGACUCAUAACUCCUUACCCUUUGAUCUGAUUAUAGAAUCCCUCAUACAUCUGCAGUGGGGUGAAUUGCAAUUCGAUAUGACCCAAAGCAGUCCAGUGUUAAAAAACGGAAACAGCUUGUAGUCUGGAUUCUCUAUUGUCGGAUUGAAGUCUCUUAACUGAAAGUAUUUGGCAUGCUGAAGGUAAACUGCCCAGUAACAGGCCCCGCAGCCACGAUCAACAAACAGGUGUUUCUACUGGUUCUGCCUCAUUAGAGCUUCCCUCAGGUCUGUGUAAAGAAAGCGUUUGAUUGACCACUAUCUGUUUCUAUUGUUACAGCCGUGUGGGAAACACAAAUAACACUUGUGUACCUCGAAAUACCACCUUACACUAAAUGAUGGAGAUCAAGAACCGCAACUGUCUCUGCGGCAGUGACACUUUUGUGAAAGGCCAGUAUUACCUGUAUCGAAGGACAAAUUAGUCUCUUUUUUUUUUUGGAACUGCUGAUUCUCUUGCCCUCACUUCAAUAGGAGCCGAAGUCUUUUUAACCUAAUACCUAAAAACACCAGUGUAGGAGUGCAGGGCAUUUAAAUAUCUUUAUUUUGAACAUGGCAAACAAUGUAAAUCUUUGACUCGCACAAUGUGCCACAGCUUUUGUUUCAUUAAUACUUUGAUGUAUCCAUUUGGUUUGUCUGAUUUUAACUAUUCCCCCCCCCCUUGCGUUGUCUUAAUAAAAGCAUAAAAAAAACUCAACUAAAUGAAAACACUUGAUAUGAGGCUUGAAGUGUUGCUUUGUGGAAUGUAAGAGCAUGUACUGUAUGUAAAUAGUUUGGAUGCAAAUGUAAAUAAUAAACUGCUACAUGGAUGCUUUAAUGA